CAAAUCUACCCUACACACCUCCUUCCGGUUCAAGGAGGGAUCAAAAGAAAAAAGCUGGUCACUUUUUACAUUUCUGCUCACCAAUCUUUCUCCCAAGAAAACCAGCAACCAAAAAAUGAAUCAAUCAACCAACCAAAACAACCAAACCGAGUGGUAUAAUAAGGAGAUGAUGAGAUAGGACAGGACAGCACUGUCCAUCCAUCCUUCCAUCUCUCUCUCUCUCUCUCAUCCCAAGGCAAGCUGCUGCUGCAUCCUCCAUUCCUAUCCGUUGCGUUGUUCUAACGUGGAAGAAGAUUGGAGCUUUGUGCUUCUGGUUUUUCUUUUUUUUUUUCCAAUUUCCCCAUCCCAAGAACAGCAAGAACAACCCACGGCACAAAGCUCGGAGAAAGAGAGAGAGAGAGAGAGAGAGAGAGAGAGAGAGAGAGAGAGAGGGGCAAAUUUUGCUCCAAUUCGACAGGAUCUUGUCAUUUGUGUGUGUUUUGUUCUCCUUUUUUGGUGAUUCUUGGUUGGGGGAGUGUUUGUGAGUGAGUUCUUGAGGUUGGUAGAUUCGCAUUUGGGGAGGCAAUUCUUUCGUUCUUGGAUCGAUCUAGAGUUACUGGUGUUGCAGAAAAAGUUGUUGCUCGCUUUCUUCUUCUUCUUCUUCUUCUUUUUUCUGGGGUCCAAAAGCUUUGAUCUGCGUCACACACCUGUGGUUCUUAUCCUCAAGGCAUCCGAGGUGACCACGGGCGACACGUGACGAGCAGUUGGCGAUGGCGAGAAAGAGCAGCGGCGAGAGGCGGAUUCGAGCAUAAAGAGGGGGAGAGGGAGAUCCCCUUGCGGGUGUUCGUCGCCGCGGUGAGGAAGGAGAUCGGAUUCCGCUUUGCUGAGUUGAGGAAAUGGGCGCCGUGGGGGUGGAGGCCGGGGUGUUCGACACGGUGGAUGGGUUGGUCGGGGAGGUGAUGCGGCUGCACCGGUCGCUGCCGGCGCGGCCGGCGGUGGAGGAGGUGGAGGCGGCGGAGGCGCUGGCGGCGGCGGCCGACCGGGAGGAGCGGGCGCGCGCCGACGCCGUGGCGCGGCUGCGCAGGUCCCCCGCCGUGCCCGACGAGCUCCUCUGCGUCGCCCAGGAGAUGCACCGCGCGCUCGCCGGGUUCCAGUGCCGCGAGCAGAAGCGCGACGCCGCGCGCCUCCUCGAGCUCGAGGCGCUCCACACCCUCUUCGACGACCUCAUCCAGCGCGCCUCCCAGUGCCUCCCCUCCACCUCCACCCGCGCCGCGCCGCGCAUCGCCGCACCCGCUGCCGCCACCACCACCACCAGCACCGCUGCCGCCGGCUCGUCGUCGUCGUCCGCCGUGGGCAACGCCGAGCGCCACGCCUCGUCGGGCACCAAUGGGUUCACGGCGAGCAGGGUGGCGGGGACGAGCACGAGCACGGGGCGCGUCUCCAUGGACGACAGCUAUGUCAGGAAGGCGAAGGCAGCAAUGUGGGAUGGUGGAGCUGCGGCGACGAAUUCCCAUCUGCCGCGAGGACCCGUCGAAGCGAAUUCCGUCGCGGUACGAGCGGAUGGCAAUUAUGGGGAUGAUAAUGAGAAAUUGAGCCUUAUUAAGCUAGCUAGCAUGAUUGAGGUAUCUGCGAAGAAAGGUGCUCGGGAUCUUAACCUUCAAGGCAAACUCAUGGCGCAGAUUGAGUGGCUACCUGAUUCAAUUGGAAAGCUCACUGGGCUAGUUACCCUUGAUAUUUCGGAAAACCGGCUGCUGGCUUUGCCAGACGCAAUCGGGAAGCUCUUUUCUUUGGCCAAGCUUGAUAUUCAUGCUAAUCGAAUCAGUCAGCUCCCUGAAUCAAUUGGGGAUCUCCGCAGCUUGAUUUACCUCAACAUGAGAGGUAAUCAGCUCUCGUCAUUGCCUUCUAGCAUUGGCAGGCUGUUAAAUCUUGAGGAGCUUGAUGUGGGUUCCAACGGGCUUUCGUCACUCCCUGAUUCAAUAGGAAGCCUUACACGACUGAAGAAGCUAAUUGUCGAGACAAACGACCUUGAUGAGUUGCCUUACACCAUUGGUCACUGUGUUUCACUGGUUGAACUGCAGGCAGGUUAUAAUCACCUAAAGGCUCUUCCUGAGGCGGUUGGAAAGCUAGAGCCUCUAGAGAUCCUCUCCGUGAGAUAUAACAAUCUCAGGAGCCUUCCAACUACAAUGGCCUCUCUCACUAAACUGAAGGAGGUCGAUGUGAGCUUCAACGAGCUCGAGUCAAUCCCUGAGAACUUCUGCUUUGCUACCUCUCUCAUUAAACUGAACGUUGGGAACAAUUUUGCUGACCUACAAUAUCUGCCUCGCUCUAUUGGCAACCUUGAGAUGCUGGAAGAGUUGGAUAUGAGCAACAAUCAGAUUAGGGUUCUUCCGGAUUCUUUUGGAAACCUAAAGCAUCUCCGUGUGCUCCGUGCAGAAGAGAACCCUUUACAAGUGCCACCAAGGGAUAUAGCUUUAAAGGGAGCUCAGGCUGUCGUUCAAUACAUGUCUGAUGCUUCCAAGAGAACUACAAAGUCAGAGCCAAUGAAGCCAAAGAAGACCUGGGUCCACUUUUGCUUUUUCUCCAGGCCUAACAAAAGAAAGCAUGACCGGAUAGACAAUGCAACAUGAUAUAUGGAGGCUAGGAUACAAGAUGUCGCAUAGCUUAACCUUCUGCUCAUGACUUGGGGCUUCUUCAGUACAGUCAGCCUUCAGAAUAUGGUGGUUUAGCUCUGUUAGCGCGUACUCUUUUUGAAUUCUUACUGUUAUGUGCAUUCUGGAUUUUGGUUUUUGCAACUUGUAUUUGAGUGUACCAUCUUGGCGGGUGCAAUUAGAAAGCACGGCACUUUGCUUAUGUUGUUUCGUUUCUAUAUGAUUUUUUCUUGUAGAAAUGGUGUAUUGUCUUUAUUGAAAGGCAGAAUGGAGAAUUCAAAGACUCCUGUGGCUAAUUGAGCAAUGCAACUAUGCAAGCGUGUGUUCUCCUUUAAUAAAGAGAUACUGUAGAAAGGAAAAAGAUUUCAUGUGCC
Molecule: messenger RNA, 3001 nt
Organism: Oryza sativa Japonica Group (Japanese rice)
Lineage: Eukaryota; Viridiplantae; Streptophyta; Magnoliopsida; Poales; Poaceae
Source: RefSeq, a predicted model, not a curated record